GUGAGCUGUGACUUAUAUCGAAAACAAGUUUCUCUGGGGAGAGAGAGAGAGGGACCACUGCCUCUAAAACGAGUCACAUCUGGCGAGAGAGAGAGGGACCACUGCCUCUAAAAUGAGUCUGUCUGGGGAGAGCGAGGAGAGAGGCACUGCCUCCAAGAGGAAGUAUUCUGAGAGUGAAGAGAGGGCCAAUGCCUCUAAAAAUAGUUUGCCUCAAGACACCAGUUCUACGAGAGACCAUGGUGGAGAGUGUUGUAUCAAGCCUGGACCUGAGGACACCAGAGACCAUGGUGGAGAGAGUUGUAUCAAGCCUGGACCUGAGGACACCAGAGACCAUGGUGUAGAGAGUUGUAUCAAGCCUGGACCUGAGGACACCAGAGACCAUGGUGGAGAGAGUUGUAUCAAGCCUGGACCUGAGAAAUGGAUUCCUCAGGGCUGUAAGACUUGUGACCAUGUUGAGGACUCCACACACUGGCAUCAGAUUGAACCCUUGACUUCCACUGUCCAGGGAGUGACAAUGUUCAGACACAGGACACCCAAAGGGAGUUAUGAGUGCACAGUGUCUGGGCUCCGCUGGCUGUGUGAGAGAGAUGUCAUUCUGAAGUAUCACCUCAGGAACUGGGAACCCUACAGUCAACUUCUGAAAGACAUGCGGUACACACAAGGUGGUCCAUUGCUGGACAUCACUAUGGAGUUAGGUGAACUGGAGGAAGUUCAUCUGCCACACUUUGUCUGUUUAGGGACCAACCCUUCCCUGAGGAAUGAGAUGAAGAUUCUUCAUGUAGAGGAACAUGGAGUGUCUUUAGAGGAAGUGCAUGAGGUCACCAGAUUCCAUGCUAAGAUUCUCCAUCCCAAGUCCUCAUCGGUCUCUGUUGUACUGAACAAAAUCGCCUGUUGGAACGUAGAUGUCCACUGUGACGUGGUCCUCUAUUUGGCAGUAAAAAGGUCAACAGUAAUUUCAAGGCUGUACCUGCUCCUCAGAAACUCCAGUCAGAAAGAGGCUGUUCAGGACCGGGAGAAAAAUCAGCUGUCCCAAGGAUAUUCUGAAUUUCUCCUGUCAAGUCCAAACGGGUCCUUAAAGCUGAACAAUUGGUUUGCACUCAAGAAUCCCCUCUCCACCUCCAUCAAUCCAGAGAAGAUUCAGCUGUUACCUGCAGACACCACACCAAGCUGUUGUAAGAUGAUAAUGGGAAACACAGGGGUUGACAUUGAGAUGGAGUUAAUCGGGGAUGAUGAGAAGACAGCGUGGAGAGAUAUGCUACAAGCAGAUCAAUACAUCACUGACACCCAUUCAACUAGUGCUGUGUUGGGGGCAGGGCGUCCGGCUGAGAUCAGUCUGACUGGUUCUGCAGAGCAGCAGCUGCGUUCUGUACGGACGGAGUUUGUAAAACGAGUGUCAAGACCUGUCCUGGAUGGUCUUCUGGAAAGACUCCUGCAACACACAGUCAUCAACCAGGAGGAAACGGAGUCAGUGAAGGUGAUCGCUGAGAGGGCAGAGAAGGCACGUGACAUCAUCGACAUGGUGUUGAGAAAAGGAACUGAGUCGUGUUCCAGGAUGAUCAACCUUCUUGGGGAGAUGGACCCCUGUCUUUGUUCACAGCUUCAGAUCAAUGUCAGGGUACCAACCUAAUGGUAGAAUAGAUAGUUACAGUGUUGGGGUACCAACCUAAUGGUAGAAUGGAUAGCAACAGUGUUGGGGUACCAACCUAAUGGUAGAAUGGAUAGUAACAGUGUUGGGGUACCAACCUAAUGGUAGAAUGGAUAGUAACAGUGUUGGGGUACAAAAUACAAAAAUAACUGUACAAAUGUUAUGGAGACACAGUGUUGUUUAAAAACAUUGAAUAUAAGAAUAAUAAUUGGAAUCAUUUGGACUGGGGAGACCUGCUCCUAGAUCAACAUGCCUAUUCAAUGUUUAGGAUUACCCUGAAUGCUUUCCCCCCCAAAACAGGGUAGGGACCUACCUGAAUUUGUCCAAAAUAAACCAUUUUGAAACUA
This is a messenger RNA of Oncorhynchus tshawytscha (Chinook salmon), 1992 nucleotides long. RefSeq names its product NACHT, LRR and PYD domains-containing protein 1 homolog. The record is from RefSeq and is a predicted model, not a curated record. The coding region runs from base 113 to 1627 and encodes 504 amino acids. Lineage: Eukaryota; Metazoa; Chordata; Actinopteri; Salmoniformes; Salmonidae. Gene Ontology annotation, biological process: regulation of apoptotic process. The transcript has 10 exons.